Messenger RNA from Suillus paluster, 2670 nucleotides. RefSeq lists its product as uncharacterized. The transcript has 9 exons. Lineage: Eukaryota; Fungi; Basidiomycota; Agaricomycetes; Boletales; Suillaceae. The record is from RefSeq and is a predicted model, not a curated record. The annotation marks the transcript as partial.
CGGUGUUUGUCUUGCUCAGGAACACAUGCUUGGUGUUCUUCUUGUGUUCUUAAAGCUCAUCAACACAACCCCUUCCACAACCUUCAACUCUGGAAUGGCAGGUUCUACGAGACUACUACCCUGCAGGCUCAAGGGUAUAUAAUGUAUCUUGGCCAUGGGGGGGAACCUUGCCCCAAUCUCUCACAUCAGCCAGACCCAUCUCCCUGGGAAGAUCUUGGGUCCAUGGAAGAUGUGUUUGCACAGGAGGAGGGGGAUACAAUUAAUGACACGCAGUCAGGAGUAUCUAACCUGGUCAUUGUACACUCUACUGGUGUUUACUCACACAGUGUAUCAUGGUGCUGGUGUCCUGGAGCUGAGAAGGCACAUCAUCUCCAUCUCAUGAAAGCAAGGUUAUUUCCUGCCAGUAUCACUCGCCCUCAAUCUGCUUUCACAUUCGAUGUCCUGGAUAACUUCCUCAUAGACACUUUGGAGUGCAAGACUUCAGCCAUGAGUUUCUAUCAAAAGCUCCGUCGGUUCACAAACAAUGCUUUCCCUGAUAAAAUACCAGAUCGAUACCGUGAGCUUAUGCGAGUGUCACGUAUAUGGUGGGAUUUGGUCAAUAGAAAAAGGUUCGGGUUUGGACAUGACACGGAACGGUCCCCUGGUCCAGGGGAUUUAGCCCUUUAUUGCCCAGCAUGUUCACAACCUGGAAUCAACUUGCCAACGUCUUGGAGAUAUGACUAUGAAGAGUGGUUAGUUAUGCGAAGAUAUGUGGUCGAUGGAAAUUUCACAGCACAACAUAUGAAAAUGAAAAUUCCGGAAGACGAUGUUUCUCUAGCAGAUGGAAAGGGAUACAUGGUAACAGAGGGACCUUAUCAAGCUCACAUCCAUGAUUCUGUAGAAGAGAAAGAGGCAAGUGAUGAUUUUGAACGAUUGAAAUCCACUUGCAGCAAUCAUCGGGCAGUGAAUGCAACAAACAUCCAAAGAAGCAACCUUAGAGCUACAGGGGUUGGGGCAACAGCAUGUGCCAGGCAUGGAUGCUUUGUUCCUCACGCAGUGGUGGACUUUCAAAAGGGAGAGCAGCACAUGAACAUGGACUAUUCCAUUUGCAAUGCGGUUAAAUAUACACCCGAACAUAUUGGCAGUACGCUCAUCAUCUAUGAUGUUGCAUGUCAGUGGAGUAUUCACUUUGCUGAACGGGUGGACCAAAGCUAUCAUCUGUCCCUUCCCGAGGGGACCGAAAUAUUACCUGCAGUUGGCAAGUUUCAUUUGAGUGCACAUAAGCUUCAAUGCUUUCCUAGGUUCAGCCUGAAUUUUAUGACCAGAGCCGGGCAUAUUGAUGGGGAAAUAUUGGAGACGCUCUGGGCUCCUUUCAACAAGAUUUCCCCUACUGCAAGAUCCAUGUCUUUGGCUCACCGAAAGGAAGUUUUGGAUGACCAUAUGCGGGAUUCCAAUUGGAAGAAGCUGUCAUUACUCAAAAAGUAUCGUCAAGCCCUACAGGGUGUUAGUGACACUCAGGGUCCAUAUGAGGAAUUAACCAAAUUGCUUGACUUGGAUGAUGUUCAGGAGUGGAAAAAGGCAGCCGAAAAAGCGGCUCAGGACCGUGGAGAGCUUCUUGACAUCUAUCAGCUUAAAAUGGACAAAGCACCCUCUAUGGCUGAAAUACGUCUCAGAUUGACUGAAAAUGAACUAUCUGCUAAUGGUAGGACUGGGUCUGUUGCAUGGUUGAUUGAGGGUAUAAAUAUAGAAAAUUCUCAAGAUGCCUUGAGAUUGUCUAUAAGGCAGCUGCCCCAGGAUCCGACUGCUUCUCAGAGAACUGCGAUUGAAGAAAAAAGGCAAAAGCUCAUGGCACGGAUUAUUAAGUUCCAUGAGGCUGCAGAGGUCAUGACUAAUGGUAUGGAAUUGAAGGGAGGUGAAGGAGCGCCACUGGACAACCCUGAACUGUGCCUGGAGGAGGCUGACAUAUCCAAUAUGGAAGAUCCAGAGGAAGAGGACAUUUUGGACUUUGAUGGUAAUAUUGACUCACCUGCAGAAGUCACCGAGAUUUGGAUGCCAUCAUGGGCAACCUCUGGUCACAUCAUGGAUGAUGCCAUCUUGGCAUUACGUCAAGAAGAACUCGAGCUUCGGAAGGGCCAAGCAAACGACUGCCUGGAAAAGCUUUGUCAAGCCCUGGGUGAUAGAUCAGUUGUCUUUCGGGAGAAAAUACACUCCAACAAAUCAGUCCAUCACCAGGGCACUAGAUCUAAAAAGGAACUUCAAACGAUAACUCUCUCCAUCAACAGACAUGCAAGAGGCUACAGCCGGGCAAGGGCUGCAAUGCUCCGCCUAGGGGCUGACUCUGAUACAGUGGCAGUGUAUCAACCCCUAAAGCCUCAGGACCUAGUGGUGAGCAAAGAAGUCACAGAAGAAAACAGACAUGGGCAGGGUUCAGAUAAAUUGGCUUGGUUUUGGAGGAUCAACAAUGCAGAGGACAGUCAGAAGAACGUAUGGAUGAAUGAGUUUUAUCGUGUGAAUUGGUUGAAAGCUAAAGCAAGGUACGACCGUUGGUCAGAAGAACUGAAAUUGGUACAACAUGAAAUGUUUUGGACCAUAUCCUGGUUUUGGACACAGGAGGAGAGGUGGAGAGUUUGGGCAGAUGAAAGCAUCAAGAAUGGGAAUAGGGCAUAUGCUGAGAGGCAGGCAUCUAUGUGA